AGGGGUUGUUCCGGACGCCAUCUGGAGAUUCGCUUCCGGCCGCCUUGAUAUAAGACCGCCCCCGUCCCAGGGGAAAUCAGGUUUUGUCAGUAUUCACAUCACUACCACCCCCGUGCCCCAUCAUCACAGUAUCAGACCCCUACCGUCUCGUCCUUCUUGAGAAAUCUGCCAUCAUGUCGAAACCGGGAUUCAAAGAAGUCGAUUUCGGCUCGUCCCCCAAGCACUCUAUCCACACUCCCCCUGAUUCCCCUGAGAAGACCACACACCCCAAGGACUUCCCGAUCCUUCCCAAGAAGGCGGAUGGCCAGGUCAGCACCGGGGCGGGCCAUGCCAGGAAAGAGAGCAGGACCAAGAUGAGCCUGGGGAGCCUCGAACACAACCUCACCAUCCCGACAUCACCAAGUUCCCACAACACAAUCGAGGUGCCGGCCCUGAGGUCGCCCGACGCGGACACCACAGAGUUCAUGCACCAUCUCUCGUCUACCCCGUCGACAAAGCAGAGGCGAGUGUCGCGCAACUCGUUUGGCGCUUCGCUACCCAUCCCCAAGUCGAAGCGGCAGUCACGGCUCAGCAGCGUCACAUACCCGGCCGAGGCCAAGGAGGCUCUCUUGGGCAAGGCCGGCACCGUGCCAUGCCGCGACAUUCUGGCCUCGCAGGUGCAGGAUGUCUUUGCGCACAAGGUCAAGGCGGCCAAGAACAUGGCGUUCGUCUUCGACAUCGACGGCGUGCUCGUCCACGGUGACCGGCUGAUCCCGCAGGGGCAGCAGACGCUCGAUAUGCUCAACGGCAACAACCAGCUGGGCAUCAAGAUCCCGCACAUCUUCCUGACCAACGGGUCCGGCAAGCCCGAGCUGGCGCGGACGGAGCAGCUGUCCAAGAUCCUCAAGAACCACAUCGACACGGACCAGUUCAUCCAGAGCCACACGCCGAUGCGGGCGCUGGCCGAGUACUACGAGACGGUGCUGGUGGUGGGCGGCGAGGGCUACCGGUGCCGCGACGUGGCCGAGGAGUACGGCUUCAAGAACAUCGUGGUGCCCAACGACAUCGUGGCGUGGGACCCGUCCAUCGCCCCCUACCGGGUCUUCACCGACGAGGAGCGGGCGUCGUCGCGGCCGCGCGACUUCACAAAGGUCAACAUCGACGCCAUCCUCGUCUUCUCGGACUCGCGCGACUACGCGACCGACAUGCAGAUCAUCAUGGACCUGCUGCGGUCCGAGAACGGGCGGUUCGGCACGACGGCCAAGGACCCCGUCUCGCAGCGGAUCCCCAUCUACUUCUCGCAGGGCGACCUGCUGUGCCCGACCGAGCACCCGAUCCCGCGCAUGAGCCAGGGGGCCUUCCGGAUCGGGCUCGAGGCCAUGUACAAGGCCCUGACGGGCGUUGAGCUGGAGCGGGUGGUGUACGGCAAGCCCGAGCUGGCCACGUACAAGUACGCCGACGAGGUGAUUGCGUCGUGGAUGGACUCGCUGCACGGCGAGGAGCGCGUGCCCGAGAAUGUCUACAUGAUCGGCGACAACCCGGCCUCGGACAUCGUCGGCGGCAACAUGUACGGCUGGAACACCUGCCUCGUCCGCACCGGCGUCUUCCAGGGCGGCGACAACGACGACGAGAACCCGGCCAACUUUGGCGUCUUCCCCAACGUCUGGGAGGCCGUCACCGCCGCCUGCCGCAAGCAGCUGGGCGACGACUUUGUCUUUGAGUGGGAUGCCAGCAUCGUCAACCCGGUGUUGCACGACACGGCCACCUCGGCCAUUGAGGUUUGA
This is a messenger RNA of Chaetomium fimeti, 1763 nucleotides long. Its product is annotated as HAD-like domain-containing protein. Lineage: Eukaryota; Fungi; Ascomycota; Sordariomycetes; Sordariales; Chaetomiaceae. Gene Ontology annotation, biological process: glycerophospholipid biosynthetic process. The coding region runs from base 174 to 1763 and encodes 529 amino acids. Gene Ontology annotation, cellular component: mitochondrion. The record is from RefSeq and is a predicted model, not a curated record. The transcript has a single exon.